This is a messenger RNA of Fomitiporia mediterranea MF3/22, 744 nucleotides long. RefSeq names its product 60S ribosomal protein L18. Gene Ontology annotation, biological process: translation. Lineage: Eukaryota; Fungi; Basidiomycota; Agaricomycetes; Hymenochaetales; Hymenochaetaceae. The transcript is spliced from 5 exons. Bases 20 to 580 code for a protein of 186 amino acids. The record is from RefSeq and is a predicted model, not a curated record. Gene Ontology annotation, molecular function: RNA binding; structural constituent of ribosome. Gene Ontology annotation, cellular component: cytosolic large ribosomal subunit; ribosome.
CGCCCAGCAACACUCAAAAAUGGGUAUCGAUAUCGCCAAGCACCACGUCAGGAAGGGACACCGCACGGCACCAAAGAGCGAGGACCCGUACCUCCUCUUGCUCGUCAAGCUCUACCGAUUCCUCGCACGAAGGACGGAUAGCUCUUUUAACAAGGUGAUCCUCAAACGACUCUUUCAGUCUAAGAUCAACCGGCCGCCCGUUUCCCUCUCAAAAAUCUCAAAAGAGACCGAGAACAUCCCAGACCACGAAUCAAGGACUGUCGUCAUUGUCGGCACAGUGACAGACGACGUACGUCUGGAAGUAGUGCCGAAGGUCAGCGUCGCUGCACUUCGCUUCACGCGCUCGGCAAAGGAGCGUAUUCUCAAUGCUGGCGGUGAGGUCCUCACUCUCGACCAACUUGCUCUCCGUGCGCCGACUGGUUCAAACACUAUUUUGCUUCGUGGGAAGAGAAACUCGCGCGAAGCUGUUAAGCACUUCGGUAUGGGCCCGCAUACGAACAAGAAGCCUUUCACCACUUCCAAGGGCCGCAAGUUCGAGCGUGCUCGUGGACGUCGCAAGUCUCGUGGUUUCAAGGUCUAAAAGCCUUAUUCUACAACAACUCGAGAAGGAUGCGACGGUUAGUGCGUGUCCUGCUACCGGUGGGGUCUUAUGUUGUAUGGGCAGUAUGCACAUGUUUUUCAUACCGAAUUUAAUCCUCUGUAUGCGUCCUGCGAAGCAAAACAUAUCCGAAGCAUGAAACUGCU